AAUUAACAGCCUCGUUCUAGACAUUGCUCAACAUUUUCUCGAGCAAAAAUCUUCAACCUUCACAUUGUAAUUUCUGAGUAUCGAAAUUUUGGCUUCUUUUUUUCUUUUGAACCUCUCCUAAUUCAAAGGAACAAAAUAUUACAGACAGCUUAGUCUUUGGGCAAUUCUGUUGAUGCAGUUUCUGUUGAUGCAGUUUCUGUGUAUGAUUAGUGACCUUUGUUUUCAAAGAUAUGCUUAGGCCCUUGACAGCAUGAGAAAUGUUUCACUGCGAUUAUCUCUUGAUAGCUGCAUUAUCAUGGAAUAUUGCAGUAUAAAAAUGUUUAUGGCAGAUUUGGAUAUAUUCUGUCAAAGUGUCACGAUGGAAAGAUCAUUCCGCUGAAAGUGACAGGAAGAUUGAUGCUUGGGAUUUAGCUUUGCUUGGCCUCUAAUGAAGAAAGCAAAAUGCGCGGCCGAGGGGAGUUUCACUACCUUAAAUAACUUACUGGAUUUUCAGAUUUAGCAAAGUCCCAGAAAAUUUGUGUUGAAGUUUCUUGACUCCCAUACAAGAAUUUUGGAAUUCCUGUUGAUAACCAGAUAUGUAUUUCUAUUUUUUAAUUUUGCUAAACCAAUAAAUCGUUUGUAAACCAAUGUAAAUGUUUCGACAGAAAAAAUCUGUUUGAACUGACUUGAUGUCACCUAGAAAGUUCCAAAUGAAAUGCAAAAGCACAAUCUGACUUUAAAAAUUUUGCACAAUCCAUGUCUGUUUCACUUAAUGUUCUAUAUAACUAAUUUUGCUUUUUAAUCUUUCCCUUUUUAAAUUGUGCAAUUUACUUCUGCAUCGGCAUCCUAUCAGUUGUAAACAACUACUUCCCUUCGCAAAAGAUUUUUUUAAUCGUGUCCCUGAUACUUAAAUAUUUCGAUUUCAAGAGAUAAUCAGAAAUAUACUGAUGAUUUCAAGAGACUUCUGGUUUUCUUAACAAUUGGUAGAUUUUGUUCAGAUUUCAAGGCUGGGUGUACACAGUUUCCGUUGUGUUAUGCCCCUUUCCCUAUAUAUUUUUGUAAGGCAUUUUUUCAAUAAUUGAUUUUUAAAAGGUCCCUAAGACAGUCUAUAUAAAAACAAAAAUGCUAGAAUCACGGUAUGUAAGUCUUUUCAUAGACUAGGGUCUUUUGUGCUGUUUAAUAUUCGAAAAUUUGACAAUUGUCAAAAAAACUGGAUCAUAAGAAUCAGCUGAAUUGUGGAACGAGAAAGCAUAUGGUGCACUGCAAGGAUCCUUCGUUGGUUCGUCACUUGCUGUUCUUUUGCUUGCGAACUUCUUGUUAUAAAACUCAGCAUCUUUUAUCUGUGAAUUUUAAAACAUUACAGAAAGAACUUAGGCUGAAAAUGCCAUUUUGCUUAAUUUUAGUUGGAUUUUUAAGCUUCAAAAGGAUUUGAAAGCAAUUUGAAUUUGUGAGCAAUUUGAACCAAAUAUCUCCAUAUUGAUUUUUGAUGGAAUGGUUUCAAUGAAGCCCGUAACGGAGAAGCGAAGGAACCUCGCCCUUUUCAAAGGGAACAUAAAAACAUCUCGUAUUUUUAACAGGAAUAAAAGGAAUAUUUUGAUAAGAUCUCAAUAGUUUUGUAGGGAACAUCAGGGAAACAUUAUUGGGAACAGGGGGGAUUUUCUGAAAAUUUUUGCGAAAUAUGGGAGGACAAGAUCUUUGAAGUUUUUACUUCUCAACGAAGAUAUCUUUCAAGGGAUCUAGAAAUUGUUACAAGGGUUAGGUUCGCAUUUUUCUCUUACGUUCAUUUUGUAUGGCUUACAUAUUCUUAUACGUCAGGAGCAUUAGUGCGGCGCACACACAAGUCGGCGUCAAGACCCAAUCGAAUAGAUAUCUACUUUGAUUUAUCAUAUAGUGCAAUAUUCGAUUUGGUCUUUGACGCAGGCUAGGCACUAGCCUGCGCGCAGACUCGACUGAAUGGAAAAUUUAGGCUUUCUCUCCCGGUAGAGGGGAGAAACACUGAAUUUUCAAAUCAACUAAAUUUCCACUCAAGUGAACUGGCAUGCAUGACAAGCAUACAUCCUGGAUACUAUGAUGACGUAGAAUGUCAACUUUUUUUAAUUAUGAACCUGAAAUAAACAAAACGUUUAUCAAAUUUAACCUGACAAUAUGCAUGUAAUAACAAUUAUGCAGGUGAAAGACAAUUCAGGUUGAAUAAAGGGAUCACCGGCCUUCGUAUUGUUAAAAACGUUGCGUGUCGUCUUGGGGAAUCAUUCCUUUCAAAGCAUCUGCAAUCUCCAAGGACAUGUUUAGCGAUCUGACGAACUGGAAAUUUAUCUAGUAUAAAUAGAUGGAUAAGUUGCAUUAUUGAGAGUACAAUCAAGCACGUUUCACCAAUUUAGUCAUAAAAUUUUGCAGCCUGCAUGAGAGGCUGACUUCAACGAUGCAGGGCAGUUUGGUUUGGAAGAUAUCAGUGAGUCUUAUUGUAAUAUCUCACAUAAUUGAAUGUGGUAGAGCAGAAAGAACAAAAUUUAACUGGGAUAACUAUGGGAUAAAUGAGCUGGGCAAGGACAUUGACUUAGCCCUAAACCGCAGUGUUGGCGAUCUUUUACAGCAAGUUGUCAUUCGCUUUCCACAAAUCAUUGACGUCAUCAAAGACGUUCUCAACGCAACUUCGAAUGGUAAUGGGAUAAACCAUACAGAACUUUGCAAAAGGAUUGAAUCGAGCCUAGAAACAAAGCAAGAUGCUUGUAACUACCGACAACAUAUAAUAUCAAAAAAUAAAACUUUGGAAAGAAUUUGUGAUGCCACAAAUUAUAACAUCAGCUUUCUUGAACGAUAUGGAUCAUCUUUGUGUAGGACCAGACAACUUUUUUUCACAUCGUCUGGAAGAAACGAAACCAACACCACAUUGCCUGGCUCCGUUUUACCAACCAAUGCAUUCUUCAUGGCAGUGAAAGUUCUUGCUGGCACAGCAGUUGUUGCUAAUAAAAGGAAAUGUCUGGAUAUUGGUGGAACUUUUGAUGAGUCAACUGUCUCUUGUUUCAAAAAUGGCACAAAGGUGGACUUGAAAUCAAAAGUCGACGAAACGCUAAGAGUAAUUUCUGUCAUUGGGAAUUCAAUCAGCUUGUGUUCCCUGAUCUUCAUGAUUGCCACGUAUUUUAAAUUUCGUAAACAUGAAACACUGGCAGGGAAGUGCAUUAUCUGUCUCUCCUUUGCCCUUGUGUUCGUUCAUGCAAUACAGAUUAUCUUGUCUUAUGCCUUUGGUGUAUCAUGGAUGUGCAGACUCGGUGCCACACUGUUGCAUUACUCUCUGUUACUAGCAUUUUCCUGGAUGGCUGUUAUAGCAUUUGAUUUUUACUACACAUUCUCAAAAGUAAGGCCAGUUGAUCAACACGCAAGGAGGAAAAGAUUCAAAAUUUAUUUUGGAAGUACGUUUUCAAUUACUACUACUAUCCUCUUUAUUUGCUUAAUGAUCGACAUUCCAGACGAAAGGCAUGCUGGGUACGGUUUAAAUGGGACCUGUUUCCUCGCAAGGUUCUGGGCAAAUCUCUUCGCGUUCAUUGUCCCCGUGUGUAUCGUCCUACUUUUCAAUGGCAUCUUCCUCACGUUAACUAUUGUGAGUCUGAGGAGCUUUAAACAGUCGACAGCGAAAUCCUUGUCAUCCAGCUCAAGCUCAGCUUCAAAAAAGAAAGAAAUGGUCCUAAGUGUUAUGGCUUUGAAGCUUUCAGUGUUGUUGGGUUUUGGCUGGAUAUCGGGGUUUGUUGAAGGAAGUGUUGGUAGCAAAGCAUUGCGUUACAUCUAUACAAUUGUUAUAGCUCUUCAAGGGUUGUUUGUUUUGAUUGCGUUUGGAUGCCAUAUUGAAUGCAAGAAGGCAAUAAUAAAGGCGAAAAAUGACAGAGAAACACUCACAAAAACAACUUCAGUUCCACUGGGCACAUUGUAAAGAACCUCUCUUUCGUUGGACACUGCAGUUAGAAUACGACUAAUAUUAAGGGUGGGGGUAAGAAACGAGGAAGCACCUAUUGCUCCCAAUUCAAUAUGGCAAUCACGAACAGCACCAUAUUAACCUCAAGCCUUCAAUUGCGACUGCUCCGCUCCGGUGAACUAACAUUUUCCCCGUUAGCAUUAGUCCUUCUGAUAUGGCAUUUUUUCCUUUGAAAGUAAUUUCCUGUGAAGUCUCUGGUUUAUUGACAUAAUUUUACACAUUCACAGCCCUCUUGCCUUAUGAUUAUAACUUUGUAAAAGCUUCCAAAUUCAUGAUACUACUUUGUGAUAUCUUAAAAUUCGCCAAUUAAUGUUAACUUCCCAAUUGAAUAUAUAUAUACUUUUAUGGCCUACUAUCUUCACUUGCCGACUUCUUUAGAUUCUUUUUACCUCGUUUCUAGCAUUUCGAUUUCAAGGUUUACAGCAGUGGCGUGGCGAGGGGGAGGCAAGAGGGAGUGGACACCCACCUCCUUGGAAAAAAUCACUUUAUUCGCCCCAUUUCUCCUGUGCUCAGUUCACCUUUGCCCCCAGACUCACCACCCUGGCUACGCUACUGGGUUAUAGUAUAGUAUUGUUUGUGAACUAUAGGCUCCUAAUAGUGUACACGCAAUCCCUCGUCCAUCUUAAUAUGCAAAGGACAAUUAAGGUUUUGCUGUUUUUGAAUGCUGCUUUUGAUUGAUGAGAAAAAGUAACCACGCUGCAGUUUUUCUCUAAGAAAUGUGAUAUAACGACGUACAAUUAAACGUGUUAAUUCGUAUGCCAUAAAAUCGAAGUAAAGACUGAUUGGAAUAACUAUUGUACCUAAACCGCUCACCAGGGCCUUCACUAGCUUUAAUGCCCAAGAGGGGUGGCCAUGUCCUGUUUUCCGACAAAGUGAUUCAGUCACUUUUUUUGACGACAAGUUUGAAAUUUUGCUGAAGAAGCACCCCUAGUUGGCAAAACUACCCGUUUCAAAUCAGAUUUUUUUCGAAGGGGGUGUCACACCCCAUGCCUCCCAGCUACGGUCCUGCGUCAACGUUAUUGGAUACCUUCCUUUAUGUAUAUUGCUAGCGCUACCCGGAUAUAUCUUGCUGAAAUAUAUUUUUAUUGUCAUAUUAUUUAGUUUCUUUCUGUGAAAUCAUUUUAUCAAGUGUUAUAAGUUUAGCAUAUAUAUACAAUUUAGAACGAUUUGAUUAUGCUCUUUGACUUUGUCUUGGUUGCAAGAAGAUCGUUUAGAAAUUUUUGAGGCCCCGGGCACUUUAGAAGCCAUUUUUCUGUUCAUGCAUAUAAAAUGAUUAUCUUUCACUGAUAAUAUAAUAAUUCCCUGUUCAAUGAAUAAUUCCCUGUUUACAAUACUAGCUUGUUUCUCCUCUACUCUGUAUUUGUUAUGUUACGUUUAUAUUAGUUGACUUCCUUUUACAUUAUUUAUACUUUUAAGCCUGGAUUAUUUUUAAUUUGCAACAAGUGUAUGUAUCCAGUGGAAUUUAAAAUAAAACUGAACUGAACUGAACUGAAAUUUAUAUUAAGAAUACCCAAAAUUUGAGGAAAAGCCAAGAUGUCAAAAUAAGCAGAAACUUGACGUCAGAAUUCAUUCCUAAUAAGCAGAAAAGGAUGCUGACGCGAAAAAAAGUGAUUGAUUUCGUAGGCUGGAAUCGAUAGGAAUUUGAAUAUACAUCCUUUCCUGGACCUUAAACACUUUAUUCUUAGAGAAGAUGCACAAAACAAAUGGUUUAGAUGUUACUCUUUUUCUUUCAAAUUGCCUAAAAACUGUAUGCAAAGACAUUUGUAGUGCAAUUUGACUCGAGAAACUAACUUUUACUAGUGAUUUCGGUUAGUUGGCUGAUUAGUGAUUUCAUAAAGUGAAGUUGGACCAUUUUUAGAAUUUUCAAGAUCAGAAUACAAUUCUAAUUGACAAUGAAAACAAAUUUAUCAAAACAAAGUAGGUUUAGUCGUAUUUACCAUAGAUUAUACUUUUAAGGGGUUAGAGUUGUUCUAAACUGGAAGCAAGAAUUCUGGUUGUAGCAUUUUGCAUUCUGGUUCAACUUUUGUUCAUCGUGCUUUGCACAGCUGAAAAGAAUAUUAGUGCAAUUAAUACAACUGGCAGUUGGACAAACAAAUUGCCCCGUCCAUAGGUUCUACGUUACUUGUGUGACUAGGCCAACCUCUUGAGUAACUUGCGAGACAAGAAGAACUCAAUCUGGUUUUGUUUUCGGGUUCACUGAAAGGAAAGCACACUAACAUUAGCAUCA
This is a messenger RNA of Rhopilema esculentum, 6170 nucleotides long. Its product is annotated as adhesion G protein-coupled receptor E1-like. The record is from RefSeq and is a predicted model, not a curated record. Gene Ontology annotation, biological process: G protein-coupled receptor signaling pathway; cell surface receptor signaling pathway. Gene Ontology annotation, cellular component: membrane. Gene Ontology annotation, molecular function: G protein-coupled receptor activity. NCBI's taxonomy places the organism in Eukaryota, Metazoa, Cnidaria, Scyphozoa, Rhizostomeae, Rhizostomatidae.